AUGGACAUCUUUCGCGUCCGCUUGAAUUGUAUCGACCAUUAUCAGGCGCUCCCGUCUGAAUUCGAUCCACCAGUUCCUGUUACGAAUGGAGCUUCACAACGGACUGCGCGACCCAAGGUCCCGGUGAUUCGAGCUUUUGGCGCUACGGAGACCGGACAGAAGGUCUGCGUUCAUGUCCAUGGAGCUUUCCCAUAUCUAUAUAUCGAAUAUAGAGGCGGCCUAGGGCGGGAUGAAGUGAACAGCGCGAUCCGCAACUUACAUGCAUCCAUCGACCACGCUUUGGCGAACAGUUAUCGCCAGAACGCAUACGACGGAAGGAUUGCCUAUGUAGCUCAUAUCUCCCUAGUCAAGGGCAUACCAUUCUAUGGGUAUCAUGUCGGCUAUCGGUACUACCUGAAAAUAUACCUUUUGAAUCCAAUGAACAUUACUCGGCUGGCGGAUCUUUUGCGUCAGGGAGCAGUGAUGAAAGCCUCGCUACAACCUUAUGAAAGCCAUCUCCAAUUUGUCCCGCAGUGGAUGUGCGAUUAUAACCUAUACGGCUGCGCCUAUUUGGAUUGUGCCAAGGUCAAGUUCCGGUCCCCGGUUCCCGAAUAUCUCGAGUUAUCGAAUUUGGAUCACCGGUGGCAUGAUCGAACCAUACCUCCGGAGAGCAUCACUAGCGCCGACGUCCUACCAAAGCAGAGUCAUUGCACAUUGGAAGUCGAUGUUUGUGUGCAGGAUAUCCUUAAUCGAAAUGCAAUCAAGGAACGGCCGCUACACCAUGAUUUUAUCGAGCGGAAGCAUCCAAUAUCGGCAGACGGAAAACUCGUCCAGAGUAUGGCGGGUCUUUGGCAGGACGAGACACGCAGGCGCAAGAAGAGGCUCGGAAUAAAGGAUCCAGGUAGUAGUCCAUUUACAGCUGAAGAACUAGUUUCUAUGUCAGCAAGUCCUCGGGAUCAGAAGAAAGCUGGCUGGAUACACGAGGAGGAAUUUAGAGAGCAUUUACUCAAGGUGGUUGACGAGGAGAAAAGGGCUACUGAUGCUGCAACGAUAUCUUUCGAUAAUUAUGUCAAGCAUGACAUCAUAGAAGAAACCAUUCAAUCAGCCAUGGACAGCGUGGAGGAUCUUUAUCCACAGAAAUUGGAACCGUUAAUGACACAAAUUGCUCUUGCGGAUACUGAUAACGCCGCGGGUACGAAAGCUUAUGAUACCACGAUUUUUUCUGAUGGAUUCGAUAUCGAUAAUGAACUUGAAGACGACUACUCUGAUCCGGAAGAUGCAUACGAUGAUGACAAUGACGGUCUACCUAGUUCCUUUCCCAUUGAUGAUGAGGUAUUGGAUGCCCUCGCUGGAGAGAUGAAUGCUACGAGAAGACAACACGACAAGAAGGUAGACCAAGAGGACUCACAUCGAGGAUCCUUGGAUGCAAGCCAGUCUCGCAUGUCCAAACGGACGCGGACCGGAGUGGUGAACUCCCCAGAAGAACGCCUCAAGAAGCGUCCAAAAGUUGUAUCUGACGAUACUUCAAAAGAUGACCCAACGUCGAAAGGACAAGAUGAAAGCUUCUCAUCAUUCGACGUAGCUGCAAUUCUACAAGAAGCCGAAGAGUAUGGCGAACGCAUUGGGCCCGACGAUACUCCGUCUUUGCAUCCCCAAAAUGGACCUGACUCUUCUCAUAAAACUGUACUCGCCAGCCAAAAUCAACGACUACAAUUUCCUGUUGUCAAAGAUCCAAACGACCCCAUGACUGUUCUACGUUUCAGCCAGAGAAGUGGACUGUCCAAAGAAAAUUCGCAGCUAUCCCAGGUCUCGGCAGAACUUGAUCCUCAAGAGAGCCACGCACCGGAAAAGUCUUCCUCGGAGCCUACUUCGGAAAAUAGUGGUAGUACAGACACACUUCUGCACAUGGCUGGCCAGUGUUCCGGUGUCUGUGAUGCCUCUGAUAUCCCUGCUAAUCGCAAACUGCUUUUCUAUCGUUUUCCAUGCCCGACGGCAGCUGACGUAAAGUCAAGUAUUCAAGACGACGGACGGCCGGCAGUUGUUUAUCAAAAAGCAUUCUAUAGUGACGACAGUGACGUGCCAGAACGAUCACGCGAGUACGCUGGACGUGAUUUUCGUUUAGUUAGCAACUCCAUACGCUAUUUGCCCGAAUUUGAUCGACGAGGUCGAAACUUGCAUAUGUACACCGAGAACUUGCCACCCAUCCCAAGUCUUGAUGAACAGCGGAGAGAGGAUCAAAAGCUUCGUGAAUUGUCUUCGGCACGCGUCUGGGAGUUUGCUCGGCUUCCUCCAACUCGCAGUGAGGUUGUUGAAUGGUUCAAAGAGGAGGGAAAGGCUCAAGAAAAGCAGCCCACAGCCCCGGGAAUCUCGUUGCCUUCAUCAAAGCCGAAUGUCAUGUCACAGAUUGAGGGUGCCACGCAGAAAAAUCCGUAUGGUUUCAAGUACUCUCAAAAACAACAAUCAGUUAGCGUGGAACAUCAAACUCAGUACAUGAGCGUGAUGAGCUUGGAAGUUCAUGUCAAUACACGAGAGGGCUUCGCUCCGAAUCCAGAAGAGGACGAAAUUAGCUGCGUGUUUUGGAGUCUUCGGUCGGAUGACGAGGAUGUAGAUGUUAACAGCCACCUCGAAGGAGUGCAUUUGGGUAUUCUGGCACAACCGGCAGACAUCCUAGUACCUGUCGCUGCAUCCUUGUCCGUUGAACUGCAAACUGAAGCUUCUGAGCUCGAUCUAAUUACGAGUCUGGUUGAUGUUGUACGAUCUCAUGAUCCGGAUAUUAUUACAGGUUAUGAAGUCCACAAUGGAUCUUGGGGCUAUAUCAUCGAAAGAGCUCGGCUGAAAUACGAGUAUGAUCUGUGCAACGAGUUAUCGCGAGUCAAGACCUCUGCACACGGUAGAUUCGGCAAGGAUAGCGACAGAUGGGGGUUCAACAAUACGUCCUCUAUCUCUGUUACGGGCCGACAUAUGAUCAAUAUUUGGCGAGCGAUGAGAAGCGAAUUGAAUCUUCUGGGUUAUACCAUGGAGAAUGUUGUAUUUCAUCUACUGAAUAGACGGAUCCCUCAUUAUCCAUUCAAAGAUCUGACGCGUUGGUUCACCAGAAGUAAGCCUCGCGACGUUAUGAAGGUCAUGGAAUACUAUCUCUCACGUGUACAAUUGGAUUUGGAAAUCCUCGACACCAACGAAUUGAUACCACGGACCAGCGAACAGGCUCGCUUACUUGGUGUUGACUUUUUCUCGGUAUUUUCUCGCGGAUCACAAUUUAAAGUAGAAUCAUUGAUGUUUCGAAUCGCCAAACCAGAGAACUUCAUAUUGAUAAGUCCUAGCCGGAAACAAGUCGGCCAACAGAAUGCCCUUGAAUGUCUGCCGCUUGUGAUGGAACCUCAAAGCGACUUUUAUACAAGUCCGUUGCUCGUGUUGGACUUUCAGUCACUAUAUCCGAGUAUCAUCAUAGCAUACAACUACUGCUACUCGACUUUUCUUGGCCGACUUGAUAACUGGCGAGGACGAGGCAAGAUGGGGUUUACGGAGUAUGAACGACAGGAGCGAAUCCUCGAGUUGCUGAAAGAUGACGUCAACAUCGCUCCCAACGGCAUGAUUUAUGCCAAACCMCAGAUUCGCAAAUCUUUGCUUGCUCGAAUGUUGAGCGAACUUCUGGAAACUCGAGUGAUGGUGAAGAGUGGCAUGAAAGCGGACAAGCAUGACAAAACCUUGCAGCAGCUUCUGAAUCACCGCCAGUUCGCCUUGAAGAUGAUUGCGAAUGUUACCUAUGGCUAUACAUCGGCAUCCUUCUCUGGCCGAAUGCCUUGCUCGGAAAUUGCGGACAGUAUUGUCCAGACAGCGCGCGAAACACUCGAAAGGGCAAUUGCGUUCAUCCACUCGGUCGAUCGAUGGGGAGCUGAAGUAGUGUAUGGAGAUACCGACAGCCUCUUUAUUUCCUUGAAAGGACGAACACGUGACGAAGCUUUUACAAUUGGCGAGGAAAUUUCCAAGGCAGUGACGAAGAUGAAUCCGCGUCCGGUCAAGCUCAAGUUUGAGAAAGUCUAUCAUCCGUGCGUGCUGCUUGCAAAGAAGCGAUACGUUGGAUUCAAGUACGAGCAUCGAGAUCAAGUCGAACCUGACUUUGACGCAAAAGGAAUUGAGACGGUUCGACGGGACGGCACGCCUGCCGAGCAGAAGAUUGAGGAGAAGGCAUUGAAGAUAUUGUUUCGAACAGCGGACCUAAGUCGAGUCAAAUAUUACUUUCAAAAACAGUGCCUCAAGAUCAUGCAAGGCAGGGUAUCGGUUCAGGAUUUCUGCUUUGCGCGUGAAGUAAGACUCGGGACGUACAGUGAAAAGGGCACACUUCCUGCCGGAGCAUUGAUCAGCACAAAGAAGAUGCUUGAAGACCCGCGACUUGAGCCGCAAUACGGCGAGCGCGUUCCAUACGUCGUUGUCACUGGUGCUCCUGGAGCAAGGCUCAUUGAUCGUUGCGUGGCUCCUGAAGUGCUACUCAAUAAUGCACAUCUCGAGCUGGAUGCCGAGUACUACAUUACGAAAAACCUCAUUCCUCCAUUAGAGCGAAUCUUUAACCUUGUUGGUGCUAAUGUCCGACAGUGGUAUGAUGAGAUGCCUAAAAUACAACGAAUUCGUCGUAUUGAAGGAGCAUUCACAGGGCUAGGAGGCGGCAACACCAACACUGCAAUCUCCAAGAAGACCCUCGAAUCAUACAUGAAAUCAUCAACAUGUCUGAUCUGCAAAGAAAAACUCCAGGACAACAACAACAACAACAACAACGACAACGACCUCCCGCUCUGUAACACUUGUGCCAGUCAACCUCAUAUUUCUCUCUUCAAUUUGACAUCGCAACUCCAACAAGUCGAACGACGUACGAGUAAUUUGCACAAAAUCUGUCGGUCGUGUAUGGGCAUCCCCUUUGGCGAUGACGUUAGUUGCGACAGCAAGGAUUGUCCGCUUUUCUACACCCGGACGCGAGAGAUGAGUAAUUGGAAGAGCUCAACAUCUGUUUUGGAGCCUGUUAUUAGGGAGUUGGAAAGGCGUGAUGAGCGAUUGGAUUGGUAG
This is a messenger RNA of Talaromyces amestolkiae, 5034 nucleotides long. RefSeq lists its product as uncharacterized. Gene Ontology annotation, biological process: double-strand break repair via homologous recombination; error-prone translesion synthesis. Gene Ontology annotation, cellular component: zeta DNA polymerase complex; nucleus. The transcript is spliced from 2 exons. The coding region runs from base 1 to 5034 and encodes 1677 amino acids. Lineage: Eukaryota; Fungi; Ascomycota; Eurotiomycetes; Eurotiales; Trichocomaceae. Gene Ontology annotation, molecular function: nucleotide binding; DNA binding; DNA-directed DNA polymerase activity. The record is from RefSeq and is a predicted model, not a curated record.